AUGGUUUCGAGAACACUCAGUCUAUCUAUGAGUCUAUUCCGGGCACACCUUGUCUUUUAUCGGUGUGCUCUAAAUCUAAAUUCAUCUUAUAAUUUUGGUUUCUUAGUUGCAAUGACCUUUGUACUCCAAAUAAUUACAGGUAUCACUCUAGCGUUUAGAUAUACUUCUGAAGCAUCUUGUGCAUUUGCUAGCGUUCAACAUCUAGUUAGAGAAGUAGCAGCAGGAUGGGAAUUUAGGAUGUUGCAUGCUACAACAGCCUCUUUUGUAUUCUUGUGUAUUUUAAUUCACAUGACUCGAGGAUUGUAUAACUGGAGUUAUAGUUAUUUAACUACCGCUUGGAUGUCUGGUUUAGUUUUAUAUUUACUUACUAUAGCCACUGCCUUCCUCGGAUAUGUACUACCAUGGGGACAAAUGAGUUUCUGGGGUGCUACAGUCAUUACAAACCUCCUUUCUCCAAUACCAUAUUUGGUACCUUGGCUACUUGGAGGUUACUACGUAUCUGAUGUAACAUUAAAACGAUUCUUUGUAUUACAUUUUAUCUUGCCUUUUAUUGGUUGUAUUAUAAUAGUUUUACAUAUCUUCUAUUUACAUUUAAAUGGUUCUAGCAAUCCUGCAGGUAUUGAUACCGCGCUUAAAGUUGCCUUUUAUCCUCAUAUGUUAAUGACAGAUGCUAAAUGUCUAUCCUAUUUAAUUGGAUUAAUCUUCUUACAAGCGGCUUUUGGUUUGAUGGAACUAUCACAUCCAGAUAACUCAAUACCAGUCAACCGGUUCGUAACACCACUUCAUAUCGUACCUGAAUGGUAUUUUCUAGCAUAUUAUGCGGUGUUAAAAGUAAUUCCAUCCAAAACCGGUGGUUUGUUAGUAUUUAUGUCAUCUCUGAUUAAUUUAGGUUUACUUUCUGAGAUUCGAGCUUUAAAUACCCGAAUGUUAAUUCGUCAACAGUUCAUGACUCGAAAUGUAGUCAGUGGAUGGGUGAUUAUUUGGGUAUAUAGUAUGAUCUUCUUGAUUAUUAUAGGUAGUGCUAUUCCACAAGCAACAUACAUCUUAUAUGGUAGAUUAGCUACUAUCUUAUACCUUACUACCGGAUUGGUUCUAUGCUUAUACUAA
Molecule: messenger RNA, 1107 nt
Organism: Toxoplasma gondii ME49
Lineage: Eukaryota; Apicomplexa; Conoidasida; Eucoccidiorida; Sarcocystidae
Product: cytochrome b
Exons: 1
Coding region: 1-1107 (368 amino acids)
Biological process (GO): mitochondrial electron transport, ubiquinol to cytochrome c
Cellular component (GO): membrane
Molecular function (GO): electron transfer activity
Source: RefSeq, a predicted model, not a curated record